Messenger RNA from Perognathus longimembris pacificus (Pacific pocket mouse), 1350 nucleotides. It is a transcript of the gene Ngrn, whose product is annotated as neugrin, neurite outgrowth associated. Lineage: Eukaryota; Metazoa; Chordata; Mammalia; Rodentia; Heteromyidae. The transcript is spliced from 4 exons. The coding region runs from base 60 to 944 and encodes 294 amino acids. The record is from RefSeq and is a predicted model, not a curated record. Gene Ontology annotation, cellular component: nucleus.
CCCGCCCCCAGUCCCGAAGCUGAGCCGCUGUGAGCUACGGAGAGCUGGUUUGCGUCGACAUGGCCGCUGCGCUGGGCCUCUUGCUGGCUGGCCGGGUCCGCCCCUUUGUCGCCCGCUGUGGGCUCGCGACCCAGGGGGUGGCGGGCCCUGGCCCCCUCGGCCGAGAGCCGGACCCCGAUCCCGAUUGGGAGCCGGAGGAGCGGGAGCUACAGGAAGUGGUGAGUACCCUGCAAAGACAGAGAAAAGCAAUCCGAUUCCAGAAAAUUCGGAGGCAAAUGGAGGCGCCAGGUGCCCCACCCAGAACCCUAACGAGGGAAGCCAUGGAGCAGAUCCGGUAUUUACAUAAGGAAUUUGCAGAGUCCUGGUCAGUUCCCAGACUGGCAGAAGGCUUUGAUGUCAGCACUGAUGUUAUCCGAAGAGUUCUAAAAAGUAAAUUUAUACCCACUUUGGAGCAGAAACUGAAGCAGGAUCAAAAAGUCCUUAAGAAAGCUGGGCUUGCCCUCUCUGCUGGGCAGCGCCAGGGCUCUGAACACAGCUUGCACCCAUGCAGUGCAGGCCACUUGGUGUCAGGCUCUUUGCUGAUUCCGGGGGAUGAAGCCUCAGCCAAAAGUCAGAGUCACCACACCUCCUUGAAAGUGAUUCAGUCAAGUACUCACAGUACAGACACUCCCAGGAGACAGAAGGGGAGGAGUAAAGGAGUCGACGGCCUGGGGAAGAAGAGCUUGGUUCCCAUCACUGCAGCCUUGGGUCAUGAGAGAGAACUGUGGAAAUUCCCCAGCCGUGAUCCGGAGGACACUAGACCUGACAAUGGUACAUCGCCAAAUGGUGAUGGGCUGCAGGAGCUGAAGGCAGGGGAGCCAGAUGGCCAAAACUUUAGCAGCAAAGUAGAACAGAGGGGGCGGGAGUUCUUUGACAGCAAUGGGAACUUCCUAUACAGAAUUUGAGCUGGGACCUAUCUUUAGAAUUGACUUGGGCAAGUGUAUUUGGGGCUGACAGACUUUUUGCCUAUGAAUUGGCCACUUUGGCGUCAGAGGAAAUGAGGAGCCUGCAGUUUGGAUAGAUAGAUUGAAGCUUCCUGGAGCACAGCUUCUGGUCUGACCCCCAUGGAUUGGCAAUCUUUAAUCAACUGUGUUGCCUGGACUCCCUGUAUAUUGAAAUCUGCCAUUUGUAUGGUUAUGAGUUUCUGUGAUACUUGUAACAAUAUUUUUGGGAGGAAAUGAGAAGCCUGUCUUCUGACCUCAUUUCCUUCUUGAUCGCUGAACACUAAUGGUUCUGGGUUGUCCCGGAUUGCUCAGUCAACUGUUGGUUAUCCUUCUGAGCAAAAAUAAAGUCCAGUGUAAUGAUGCAGCA